Molecule: messenger RNA, 705 nt
Organism: Penicillium nucicola
Lineage: Eukaryota; Fungi; Ascomycota; Eurotiomycetes; Eurotiales; Aspergillaceae
Product: Zn(II)2Cys6 transcription factor domain-containing protein
Exons: 4
Coding region: 1-705 (234 amino acids)
Biological process (GO): regulation of DNA-templated transcription
Cellular component (GO): nucleus
Molecular function (GO): zinc ion binding; DNA-binding transcription factor activity, RNA polymerase II-specific
Source: RefSeq, a predicted model, not a curated record
AUGGCAUCAAAUUCAAAAGAAAAGAAGCCCGGCCGCAUCACUAUCGCUUGUAAUGCGUGUCGGUCGCGGAAGCAGAAGUGCAGUGGAAAGAAGCCUGUAUGCGAACAGUGUCUCGAAUUUAACAGGCCAUGCAACUGGCCUGAACAGCUUCGGAGAGGCCCAGAGAAAGGAUAUGCAGAAGCACUGGAGAACAGACUCCAGCUCACGGAGAGCAUACUACUAAAUCUUCUGCCCUAUGUCUCAGACGAGCAACUUGCCACCGCACUUCCUCCCCGAGAGGGCAACCAAGAUCGCAGCUCAUCUUAUGUGCCAUUUCCAAGACUCGAAAAGAGAGGAAUAGAUUCUUGGUCGCAAUUACCUCUAGAUACUUCUCAUGGCAUUCGGCGAUGGCAGCAUGCUUAUACCAGCCGCGAAAGGGUUGGCUCGGAAGGGCAUCAGGAUGUACCAAAUCCCAAGAGAAGACGAGUACAUAAUGAGAGCUCUUCCAAGUACAAAGAUUUCCAACCUUUGGCUUCAAUCCCGACCCCAGGACUUGAUGGUGAUUUUGGUGGUGGAUUUCUUGCGCCGUCACUCAAUGUCUCCAACUCGAUUGAGGGAUAUCCGGCUCUGCCAACUGAGACAACCGAGGAGAACAUUCCUUCUCAUACAAUAAGUUCUUGGAAUGGAGCUCCUUCAUCCGAAUUCCAGCGUCAAUUUCUCUGGUAA